Platichthys flesus (European flounder) is the source of this 1095-nucleotide messenger RNA. RefSeq names its product otoraplin-like. Lineage: Eukaryota; Metazoa; Chordata; Actinopteri; Pleuronectiformes; Pleuronectidae. Bases 352 to 867 code for a protein of 171 amino acids. The record is from RefSeq and is a predicted model, not a curated record. Gene Ontology annotation, molecular function: protein binding. The transcript is spliced from 4 exons. Gene Ontology annotation, biological process: cartilage condensation.
UUGUACUUCAUGCACAGACCAUAUAUUUUUACAUCUCAGUUACAUAAAACAUUUUAAAAGUUACUUCCUCUCUAUAACAUUUUAGCAUGUUUAAAAAUGUGGCACCACAAUAUAAAGACCUGCUGAUAGAACACCUUGUUGUAUUUCUACACAUGAAUCUACUGCAGCUUACGGAGCUUACACAGAUCACAUCGACCAUGACUGUGUUUUCCUACAGAGAAACUGAGGUUUGAGAAGUUUAAAAACACAAGGAAGAAAAAAGUUCUGCCAACUCCCCAGUGGGGAAAUAAGUAGUUCCAGAAAGAGUGUGGCGUUUCUGAGACUCAACAGCGAUUGGCCAGGCGACCUCUGAUGCAGGGGCUCAGCCCAUCCACCCCUGGCUGGGAGAAGUGUUUGGAGACUUAUAGCCUUAAGUUCCUUCAACCAUCCACAUUCACAUUUGCACACACAUACAAAACACUCUGUUGUUUGGUCAGCAUGAAUUAUCCAUUGGUGAUUCUGCUCUGUGUGGGACUAUUGCACCAGACUGUGAGGGCCGUCGUUAUGGAUAAAUUAGCAGACAACAAGAUUUGUGGAGAAGCAGAAUGCUCAUAUGUUCUCUCCAUGGCCACAGCCCUGGAUGACUUCAUAGCUCCUGACUGCAGAUUCAUCAACAUCAAGAAGGGUCAGAUGGUGUACGUGUAUUCUAAACUCGUGCCAGAGGAGGGCGCCGGAGUCUUCUGGUCUGGAAGUGUUUACGGUGAUCGGUACGUGGACCAGAUGGGCAUCAUCGGAUACUUCCCUGCAACCGUGGUGAAGGAGACACACAAGUUUACAGAGGUCACAGUUAAGAUCCCCACAACCGGCAUGGACUUUUACUGUGUUUGAGACGUGACAGAUUGAAGCGUAGACAGCACACACCGGAAAAACAGAGAGCUCUUGUCGACAGUGUGCCAUUACAUUCUGUGGUGUUGUCUGUCUCCAGCUGGAGUGAAAACCUGGACACUCUCCACACCUCAUUGUCCACAGCCUGACCCCUGCUGUUCAGUGAGCUCCUCUGUCUCUCCUUGCUUUGUCUUUUCAGGAGACCUUUCUAAAUAAACCGCCUUUUUUUUA